CAAUGUCGUCACACUUCUAGGUAACGGUAUCACUUUACGGAACCGCAGAACGGGCAGAAGUAUCACGAAUGGGAGAAUUAACAAAGGAAUGGAUGAUGAUGAUAUGAUGAUGAUGCCUGUAUACGGAUAUAUGCGAAUAUGUUCUCCGGUCAGCCAACACAUCGUGUUCAUGGUACGUUCCUGGGCUUGGCAUUAAGUACGUCCUUUGCGCGUUUAUGCGUGAGAGGAACAUGUAAAUUUUCAGCAAGGCGGGGAUAUCUCGGCAACGCCUCCCCCCACCCAACAGCUGCCAAACCGAGACGAGAUGCGGGUGAUUCUGUUAAAACCCCUAUCCCAGCUCAGCAACAAUGGCCCCUCGGGUCGGACAGCGUCCCACGGCCUUGAUUCCUCCGCUGAUCGUAUUCGCGUUCGAUGAUCGGCGUCUCGGAUCAAUGGGUGUCA
Molecule: messenger RNA, 441 nt
Organism: Suillus clintonianus
Lineage: Eukaryota; Fungi; Basidiomycota; Agaricomycetes; Boletales; Suillaceae
Exons: 1
Coding region: 139-384 (81 amino acids)
Source: RefSeq, a predicted model, not a curated record